GCUGAAGUUCUUGUCCUCCUUUCUUCCCUCCCUCUGAGUUUCUUUCUUUCCCGACUUUGGCCGGGAGGGGAAAAGAGGCAGACGAUGUGUUUCCUGGAGCGGGAUUUUGAGGAAAUUCAGAGAAUCUGAAAGAUUGACUUCCUCCCUAAACCCCGACACCAAGAUCCAAGGCGAGAGAGGAGAAAGAGCCAUGAUCCAGCUGCUGCUUUUGGGGCUGCUGCUGGCCUCAGCAACUCAGGGACAAAGGGACGAGCUGAGCUCGGAAGAGGAAAGAAAGGCUCUGAUGCUCAAGCAUCUGCAGGAGAUCCUGGAGUUGUCGGAAAUGACAGAAGAGGAGCCUGUGCACGAGGUCACCCUGAAGGAGACGGAGGAAGAGUCAGCUGGCAAGGAGAUCUUUGAGGAAGAGGAGGAAGAGGAAGAGGAGGAAGAGGAAAUGCUUCCCCGUACCACUCUGUUGACCCCAACUACAGCAUCACCAGCUCAUGAGGAGGAGGAUGGUUUCAGCUAUGUCUUCUCACGCCUGAACAGCCUGGAUGCAGCUGUCCACCGUCUCAACGUACAGUUCUACCACAUGGACUUGAAAGUUUCCCAGUUCUCCCAAGGCCUGGCUGAACUGAAGGGGGGCCUGGCUGAAACCCGCGAGUCCCUCGCCUCCUUGAAUGAAGUUGCCACACGCAACCAGAAAGAGCUUGGACGCAUUGAUGGUUGCUUGCGGGGCCGACGCACUCAGACCAAAUGCUUCCUGAUCUUUAAGAACUUUGAAAUCUAUGAUGCGGCCCAAAAACUCUGUGAGGUCAGAGGAGGCCACCUGGCAAUGCCUGCUGAUGCCACCGAGCUGGCCGUCCUCCGCCGCUACCUCCAUGAUGCCUUCCAGCCCUACAACUGGCCAGCCUGGGUGGGCAUCCACGACCGCCGUUCUGAAGGGCUGUGGCUCUUUGAGAAUGGGCAACGUGUCUCUGUCUUUGACUGGUACCGUGAUCACUUAGUGACUCAACCCAACGGUGGCACUCGUGAGAACUGUGUCUCCCUCAGUUCAGAUGAUGGGAAGUGGUGGGACAAUGACUGCGAGCGUCGCAUGUACUACAUCUGCGAAUAUCGUCUUUAGGGGUGGAGGCAUCUGCUUCUGGUCAGAUUCAAGCCCUUGUGUGCCCUUGAAUGGGUGCCCUUCCAUUACCAGUACAAUGAUGAGUAGCACAUCUAAGCAGUGAUUGGCUACAACUUCUGGGAGGCACUAGAUUUGCCAAAUUUUUUUGCAUGUGUAUAUGAGUGCUCAUUUCUUCUUCCAACUCACCCUAAUAUUCUUCCCCAAUGGAAAGGAAUACACAGCCCUCUAGAUGCUAUUAGACUUCAUUUUCGAUCUGCCCAUUGUGUCUAAAAUAGGACGUCAUGGUUAUCUCUGUAGCAAGUGAAGAGUGGCUCUCUUGAAAAAAACACAUCAAGCAAAUCCUUAGAGAGAUCAUGGUAUGCUGAACCAAAAGGCAGAAAAUUGAAUAGUGUUUGGUCAUAUGCAUAGUUCAGAUAACUACAGUCUGACUGGGAAUGUACUCCCUGCAGAUAUGGGAGUUGUACCAUAUCCCAUUUAUUUGGUAGCCUCUUUCUGACCACAAGAUUAAGUUGUAUUUAGCACAGACCUUGGGAAAGUUUUUAGAAUACAAGAUCCAGAGUCUUCCCAUCAACAUGGACAUUGGUUAUCUUGGCUGAUGGAUUCUAGGACUUGUAGUCCAUAAGAGUGGCUUUUCUAAGCUGUGAUCAAAUCCCCUUCCAACAAGAAGAUAUAUCCCCACAGUUGCAGGCAAAGAAUAAUUCAGUUCCAUAGGGCUUUGCUUUUUCUGUUGCCUGGUGAUGCUCACAGUACUCGCACGGUUUAACAGGAUCUAUCUGGAACCAAAUUACCCAAAGCGAUUUAAUGCACUUCAAAGCUCCAGAACCUGUUGUUUAGACCCCGUAGGGACCCUGCAGUCUGUUUCAUAUUGGAUUGUAUGAAGAGGCCAAGGUCCACAUAGAGAAUUUCUUUUGCUGCAGAGAAAACACCAUUAUCCUUCUCCAAACCAAGGGCAAAACAGGACUUGCGCACCUCAUUUUUUUUUUCAGAUAUGUAUCUAGCACUGAGUCAGUCUGGGAUCCCUAAACAGAUUGGAGCUGGGAUGUAAUAAGAAUUUUAAUCUGUGCCAUCUGCUAAUAAUAAUCAGUCUCCAUGAAAGCCAGGGCAUAGAGGGGUCCCACUUUUGAACUACAAAUCACAGAAUCUCAGAGGAUGCUUCUGAGUGUUGUAGUCCAAAAAGUAACUUCUCAGACCUUGGGCUAUAACAGUUGUGCUAAGGGAAAUUUAGGUAUAAUACCGUUGUUUUGGAAUAAGAAACAUUCAAGAGAUCUCUUCUAAGGAUCCAUCAUAUCACUUCUUCCACAUGAAAGAAACAUGUGGUUUUAAUUCUAACAUGCCUUUUAUUUUAUGGAACCCCUCAGAAAUCGUACCAUGCAGAAAAAUGAUGGACAUCUUGUCCCCUGAACAGCACAUGGUUUUAAAAGAUCUACUCUCUGCCUCCCCCUUAUGUAGACAAAUAUGCAAGCAAUUCAUAUUCUUUCUCUCCUGGAUGAUUAUCCCCCCUUUUUAACCCCUUAAGAGACAAGGCUGACUUAGUCCAGCAUUUAGGACAGAGCUGGGAAGUAUGUGCCCCCUUGAUAUUGUUAGAUUGCAGCUCCCAUCAUCCAAUUGGCAAGCUUGGCUAGGAAUGAUAGUACUUGUGGUCCAACCACAUCUAUAGGGUUGCAGAUUGCCCACUCCAUUUUAGGAUUUUAGUCUAGAGUGUAAACGGCCUUGUGUUGCUGGCCAGCACAGGGCAGAUUUGCCUGCCUUCUCACAUUGCCAAAUAAAGUUUAGAAAGAA
Molecule: messenger RNA, 2884 nt
Organism: Anolis carolinensis (green anole)
Lineage: Eukaryota; Metazoa; Chordata; Lepidosauria; Squamata; Anolidae
Gene: clec11a
Product: C-type lectin domain containing 11A
Exons: 4
Coding region: 191-1105 (304 amino acids)
Source: RefSeq, a predicted model, not a curated record